Penicillium bovifimosum is the source of this 966-nucleotide messenger RNA. RefSeq lists its product as uncharacterized. The coding region runs from base 1 to 966 and encodes 321 amino acids. NCBI's taxonomy places the organism in Eukaryota, Fungi, Ascomycota, Eurotiomycetes, Eurotiales, Aspergillaceae. The transcript is spliced from 2 exons. The record is from RefSeq and is a predicted model, not a curated record.
AUGGCUGCCCGGGCUAUCCGCUCUCGUAACGAUGGGCAGCAUGCAAUACCAUGUCAUGGAAGCAUUGGCCACCGUCGCCCCAGGAAAGGGAACGAGCCUCUGGAACAUGAAAAUGAUACGCUCUACACGAAGAUGCUAAGAGAAGAGGCACAAAUGGAUUGGAGAUUUAAUCUUUGCGCCAAUGCAGCCAAUUGGGUAUUGCUUGCAGGAUAUGUGAUCAUUCCCGGCACCUUCACGUCAUUGAAACGGUCCAGCGAAGUCCAAGAUGUACUUCAAAAGAACGGGGCCGGUCGGGUGGUGUUGAAGAAGAUUCAGAACCCUCCCCUUCUUGUCAUCGCUUUUGUCCUCCUCAUUACUGGGAGUGCUAUUUUGGGCUGGCUUUGGGUCAAGUUCAAAAAUAAUUAUCCCUGGCUCAUCAACAAAAUCUUUCUGCCAGCUUUCCUUAACGCCGCUGCUGGGUUGCUGACGACAGCAGUCAAUGUUUCGGCGUCCCAGGCUGGAACCUGCUCCGUCAUGGCUUUGACGACAAUUAUCGUGACAGCAAUGACAUUCGUGCUGUUUGGUGGCUUGUUAGUCUUCUACAAAUUUGUCAAACUGAAAAGAGUUCUAGACGAUGAUCAACUCGAAGGCCAGGCCCAAUCUGUCCUUAGACAAUGGGGGCAUUCUGACCUGCGAUCGGCGUUAGCCCAGGCUCAGGCCGCUUUGGAUGAUCACAGAUUCGUAGCUCUGAAAGCGACUGCUACGGAAGCUCUGGCUCUUUCUGAGCUCUUAGACGGAAGUAUGCCUUCAACAGGCGUGGAAACUGACGCCCGUGGACCUGAAGUCACAGCAAUGGCCAACCGACAGGCUCGAAGCAAGGCCAAUCGAUUGUGUGAUUACCUUAUCGAACUUUGUUUGGCACAUGUGAACGAUAGCUCCCCGGACCGAAAAAAAGUUCUCAAGGGCAAAUCAGGCUCUCAUACUUGA